Molecule: messenger RNA, 1602 nt
Organism: Mercurialis annua (annual mercury)
Lineage: Eukaryota; Viridiplantae; Streptophyta; Magnoliopsida; Malpighiales; Euphorbiaceae
Product: cytochrome P450 71B34-like
Exons: 2
Coding region: 36-1553 (505 amino acids)
Molecular function (GO): heme binding; oxidoreductase activity, acting on paired donors, with incorporation or reduction of molecular oxygen; iron ion binding
Source: RefSeq, a predicted model, not a curated record
GAAUAAUUUGAAAACAAAGAAAAGCUAAAACUAAAAUGGCUCCUUAUUUAAUAGUCCUCCUACUUUUUCCUUUACUAUUACUACUAUUAGUUAAAAGAAAGAUCAUAAUUAAUGGAAAUCAGCAGUUACCUCCAAGCCCACCUAAGCUUCCAAUUUUAGGAAACCUGCAUCAGCUUGGAAAACGGCCUCAUCGAUCUUUAUGUCAGCUUUCCAAGCAAUAUGGACCCGUCAUGCUUCUCCGAUUCGGCAACAUACCUGUUGUUAUAAUAUCCUCGGCUGAGGCAGCGGAACAUGUCUUAAAGACACAUGACCUUCAGUGUUGUACUAGACCUCCUCUGUCUGGCACAAGAAAACUUUCGUACAAUUUUUUAGACAUUGCUUUUGCACCCUAUGGUGAGUAUUGGCGACGGAUUCGGAAACUAUGUGUUGUCGAGCUGUUCAGCGUGAAGAGGGUGCAGUCGUUUCGGUUUGUUAGAGAAGAAGAAGUUGCUUCACUUGUUAGUUCAAUCUCGCAGUCUGCAUCUUCUAAAAAUCCUAUUGAUCUUACUGAGAAGAUUGUAACUCUCGUCGCGAACAUAGUAUUUAGAAUAGCUUUCGCGACUAAUGUCGAAGCUACAGAUAUGGCGAAGAAAAACAGAAUUAAAAGCUUAGUUGAUGAGGCUGAGGCUAUAUUCGGUAGCUUCUGUGGAAGUGAUUAUUUUAAAUAUGUUGGUUGGAUAAUUGACAGGAUUAGCGGUUAUCAUAGCAGGGUAGAAAAAAUAUUCCAAGAAAUGGAUGCGUUUUACCAACUUGUAAUUGAUGAACAUCUACAAGGUGUUAGGACAGUAGAAAAAGAACAAGAAGAAGAAGACAUUGUUGAUGUGCUGCUCGGAAUCGGAAGGAAGGAAGCCGGAGCUGGUUCGAUUCAGCUUACGAAAGAUCAUAUUAAGGCAGUUCUUAUGAACAUAUUUUUAGCUGGAAUUUCAACGGGUUCAGACUCUCUGAUAUGGGCUAUGGCUGAGCUUGUGAAGAAUCCAAAGGUGAUGAACAAAGCCAAAGAAGAAAUUAGAAAUGUGAUAGGAAUCAAAGAAAGAGUUACAGAACGGGACACUGAUGAGCUGCAUUACCUCAAAAUGGUAAUAAAAGAAACAUUGAGAUUAUAUCCUCCCGUUCCACUGCUGCUAGCAAGACAAGCCAUCUCAAAUUUUCAAAUCAACGGUUAUGACGUUAAUCCUGAAAUGAUAAUCCAAAUCAAUGUCUGGGCAAUCGGACGCGAUCCUGAGUACUGGAAAGACCCUGAAGAGUUCCUACCAGAGAGAUUUAUGGAUAGCUCCGUUGAUUUUAAAGGUCAGAAUUUCGAGUUAUUACCAUUUGGAGGUGGCAGAAGAGGUUGUCCUGGACAGUACAUGGGAACUGUAAUGUUGGAACUUGUACUAACGAAUUUACUGUAUUUCUUCGAUUGGGAACUCCCGAAGGGUGUCGAGGAUUUGAACAUGGAAGAAAAAUAUGGUGCUAGUCUUGUUCUAUCUAAAAUGGAACCUCUCAGACUUGUGCCUGUCAAUUACCUACAAUAGAAAUUUUCUUCCUUAAUUCGGUGGUGUUUGAUAAAACUGAAAAUUAAGU